CUAUGGACCUGUCACAAAUUAUUUGACAUGUAUUAUGCAGUCAUGAAAAAAGUAUCAAACACUCUAACAUAUACGUGAAGUGUUAAGGGUUACCACCAAGGAUAAACCCUGAAGCGUGAACAAACUAUAUAUGUUGAAUGAAAUUAAGUCGCCGACAGAAUCACCGAGUGAUUUUAAAACAAGUCAUGGGCCUUUAACAAACCCUGGAAGUUAGAAUUACAGAUAUUGUGGAUGUUGUAUGAUUAAAACAAGUGUAAGUCAUUCAUUUGACAUGUACUUUAACGUUUCCAGAGUUCACUGUGACAAAUAUUGUGAAAUCUUAACGCUCUAACCUGACCCACGUGGGUCAAGUUAGAAAACCACACUUUUAUUCUUUAUAAGGAGAAAGAUUUUUAAUUCCUGUGUCAGUCUACUGUUUUAAUUUUGAAGACAUUUACAGAAUAUUGAAUGAAAAAUUCAAAACUUAGAAAUUAAAAUUUUGCCUAUGUCUCUCUUUAACAGCUUAUUGAUAAAUAAUACAUCGUUUAAAGGAAAUACCUGAUAACCUUACGAGUAAUCUUUUGGAGAAUAACUGGUGCGUUUUUACUCUUAAGUGCCCUGUUUAAAGAUUGAAAAAUUGGGGAUUUAUUACAUUAGAUCGGCUUGUUUGAAUUUCCGGUAUAAAACUGUACUCUAUUUAACCCGUCAAAUCAUUUUAUGAAGAUAAACGUGUGUUUAUAUUUCUGUCGCCUUUAUGUAUAGUUACACAUAUUCUGGUGUUUAAAUAAAUCUGCUUUCAAUCAAGUAAUAAUGAACAUUUGAAUUGAGUUAUAAUAUUCUAAAUACGUUCAGUGUCAUUUGAUGGACUAAUUACAAUUCUUUUAAAAAUGCGGAUGAUAUCAUGUUUUAGAUGCAUCUUGCUUAUAUAUGGAAUUAGUGUUAUCGGCAAUGUGAACGGGAAAUCUCGGAAGAAAAGUUCCUUUUUAAAGAAAAUUGAACUUGCAAAAUCCACGGAUAAUGAUAAUAGUUUGAGAAAUGAUGAUGACAAGCGGGACAACUUAUUUAAUCCGGUUUUGCAAAACUUUACGUCACUAUUUGAAUAUUUGAAUGCCGCGCGUCGUGAUUCUCAUAAGGUAAAGAGCUCUCGGAAAAAGCGGCAGUCACGGCAAAGGAAUUGCGCGGGUCAGUGUGAAGAUUCUCUGUGUUCUUGGCACGAGGAAUAUGAUGAAGAAAGCACGAGAAUCCCGCGAUUUAUAAAGUAUGCAGUAUGUGACAGUGCAACAUGUAACUUUGGUUUUGGUGGCUUAGAUUUCCGCACGACGUAUUCGCUUCAAGUUCGUACACAGUGUGAUCUGGUUAAAACGGAUAUUCUUGUAACUAACACUGAGGAUGGUGAACAGAGAUGGAUAACUAAUUGGCCAAUAGCUUGCGUCUGCACGGAGAGGUUUGCAGUUCCUUCAGUAGUGUACGGUCAUGAAGGCAGGCAUUCUGAGCAGGCAGUUGACGUUGAUAUCACACACAAUGGACCUCUUACACCAGUGUCACGUCAGCAAAUCAUUCUGAAUGACGUCAGACGCAGACCCUUAACUCACUCACAAAGACGCAGGUUACAUAAUCAACAACGUCACAUGCAAAGUGAAACGUGGGAACACAUGAUGCUGAGGAAGUACAACAGAACAUAAUUAAGUGACACAUUUCUGUAAAAUCAUUUUAUACAAAAGGGAAAUGACUCUGACAGAAUAAUGAAUACAUUGCUCUUUUCAUGCAGUAAAAAGAACUCUAGAAAAUUACAAUUCUAACACGCUUCAUUUUAUUCCCCUAUCAACCAGAUUGGGCAACACGUCAAUAAAACAAAUGACGUCAGGAAAAUUACUUCUACGCACAUUGUAGUUUAGCAUAUUUUUAAUCAAUUCUCUUUUUUAUGAGCAUGUUAGAAUAGAAAUAGAUAUUAAUUUUUCGUGCAAUCGGACUGAAAAAAACCCCAGAUCUAUUUAACUUAUUUCUUGCAUGUAAAUCUUACUUCCACCGUACUUGUUUCGCCUUCAUUAUGAUUCGGAUUUUCCGAGAAAGCUACUUUUAGCCAUGCAAUACAGAUAACCAUUAGACGAAGUAUCAAAAUAUCGCUGUCCGUGAAAGUAAAGCAAAUUGUUGACUUAAAAAAAUGUUUAAAGUAAUUUGAAACAAAUUGAUUGGAAAUAAUAGACUCAAUUUUUUAUGGGCAAGAUUGUAUUGUCAGUUUAUCUGUCGGCCAUAUUGACAACGCCACGUUUGUUUUCAAAAUCGUGAAAAUAAGUUACUAAGUAUUGUUUUUCCAGCGGUUAAAAUUAGAAAUUGUAUCACUUUCAAAAUUGUGAAAGCUCGCCGAUGUUGUUCGAAAGGUCACGAGAAGUUGACCUUCAAUCGGUGUCCGUCAGAUCCUAAUGCUGAGCGUUAAUAAGGAGAUAGCAUAAUAAUGCACGGUUUCUCGUUCAAAUGCUUUAAAAUUAUUCACUCAGGACUAUCGGCUUUCUUGAUCAAUUCCUGUGCAUUUGAACUCGAACCGUGCAUUUCUCUACAACAAUGCACUCAAAAUGCAUAUCUAUUCCUAAGUAUAAAACGGUAUAAAUCAUUAAAGGUAUUCCUUUUCAAUUACUCAUGCAAUUCAUUGUCAUCAUAUAUAACAUAUUAAAGUAUGGUUUUGUCCUACACAUUUAUUUUAUACAAAGUUUGUGUAGAUAGCAUUUAAUUGUAUUAUCAAGAUAAAUGAAAAAUGUCAUU
This is a messenger RNA of Ruditapes philippinarum (Manila clam), 2736 nucleotides long. RefSeq lists its product as uncharacterized. The coding region runs from base 867 to 1661 and encodes 264 amino acids. The record is from RefSeq and is a predicted model, not a curated record. The transcript has 3 exons. NCBI's taxonomy places the organism in Eukaryota, Metazoa, Mollusca, Bivalvia, Venerida, Veneridae.